Messenger RNA from Aureococcus anophagefferens, 1248 nucleotides. RefSeq lists its product as hypothetical. Lineage: Eukaryota; Pelagophyceae; Pelagomonadales; Pelagomonadaceae. Bases 178 to 1248 code for a protein of 356 amino acids. The transcript is spliced from 2 exons. The record is from RefSeq and is a predicted model, not a curated record.
AUUCCAGCCUCGUCGUCAUAGAUCCUCGUCUUCUCCGCGGCCUCUGGGACGCCGUCGACGCCUGAACCGCCUCGACGCGCCGCCCCCGCCCCCUCCUUCGUGUGCGCGCGGCAUACGCCUCGAGUUCUGCGGGCGUCGACGUCGGAGAGGCCCGAAACGCCCUCGCUCUGAUUUAGAAUGCCCAUCAAGAAGAAGGAGAAGGUGCGCGUCAUCGCCACCAACUACCCCGUCGACGGCGACGACGUGUCCGACAUGUCGGACGAGGAGGAGGAUCUGUCGAGCGACCCGCACUUUGAGGACGCGGCGCUCGAGGUCGUCGGCGCGGGCGCGUCGCGCGAGGCGGCCGCGUUCGCGUCCGGCCUGGGCGCGCUCAAGAUCCCCACGUCCGUCACCGGCGACCUCCAGGAGUGCGAGCUCGUCGGCCUCAAGUCCGUGCUCUUCGUGCAGACCAUGUGGUCGCCGACGCUCCUCGCGUCGCUCGGCGAGACGGUCUCGCAGCACGGCGCGAGCUUCGCCGAGUGCGUCCUCGAGACCGACGACCUCGGCGUCGCCCGCGUCCGCGCCGUCGCCAAGAAGAAGGCGACGGUGCGCACGCCGCUGACGAAGCUCGAGCUCGCGGCCCUCUGCUACGAUCUCAAGGAAGCCCUCGCCGAGUUCAACCCCACGCCGCUGCCGUUGGGCUCCAUCGAGGAGGAGCUCCACUCCCUCGGCGUCGUCAGCACGGACCCGCGGGCGGCAACGCGCGCCUCCGCGAGCGCGAUGGAUGACUCCGGCUACAGCGACGCUCGCGGCAUGGACGAUUCCUGGCACCACUUCGCCGCGCGCGCCGCGCCGCUCGCGGUCGAGGGCGCGGGCGCCGCGCAGCGCGUGACGACGCCGACGUCCGUCGACGGCGUCAUCGAGGACGACGGCCGCUCGCGUCUCCACAUCGUCUGCACGUCGUCGCCGACGAUCCUCCAGUCGCUGGGCGACGUCGCCGCGAGGCACGACGUCGGCUUCGCCGAGUGCCGGUCCGAGACCGACGACCUCGGCGUCACGCGGCUCCGCGCGGAGUUCAAGCAGCGGGGCGGCGCGCCGCUGACGAAGCUCGAGCUCGCCGUGAUCGCCUUCGAGCUCAAGGAGGCGCUGGCCCAGUUCCGGCCCGCGCCGCUGCCGCGGGAGUCGCUCGAGGAGUCGCUCGGCAUCGUGCCGGCGCUCGCGCCCGACCCGCUCCUGUCGCGGAAGCGGCGCCCCUCGCCCUGGAGCUAG